UUAUUAUGUGAGGGUGUUUAUGUUCCGCUUCUACUUCCGGUUGUGAGGAGGAGGCGGUGUUUGUCGUCAUUGACGUGUUCUGCCUCUAACACAGAUGCGCGAGCAGCAGAGUUGAGCUGACCAUCCAGUGCACACUAGCUAGGGUUCUGGAGGAAACUCGAGCUGAAAGAUGACGCAGUGAUCUGACGGCAGCCACAUCACAAAGAUCUGCAGCGAUGUGUAUGUCACGCUCUGUCACAUGCUCUUAUCCGCGCUGGAUCUGCCCUGCCGCUGCGAGCCCAUCAGAUGAUCAGGAGCAGAGAGCUGAAUAAUUAAUAUCCUGAGCAUAAUGGGCCGUGGUGAUGGCUACAGAUAGAGGCGUGGUGGAAGACUGGCUCUCAGAGUUCAAGGCGUUGUCUGAAGCGCAGCUGUCUGGAUACGCUGGGAUCCUCCGUCAGAGGAACGCUCUGGUGCCGGCGCUCUACAGCGUCAUUCAGGACCCUGACAGUGAGCUCCUGGAGCCCGUGUGCCAUCAGCUGUUUGAGCUGUACCGCAGUCCAGAGCUCUGUCUGCGCCGCUUCACGCUGCAGUUCCUGCCGGAGCUGGUGUGGGUUUACCUGCGCAGGGGCCGACACGCCAGCGGCUGCAUCGAGGCGCUCCUGCUGGGCAUCUACAACCUGGAAAUUGUGGAUAAAGAUGGAAACAGCAGGCUGUUAUCUUUCAUGAUCCCGUCCCUGUCCAAACCAUCCAUAUAUCACGAGCCGUCUAGUUUGGGGUCCAUGGGCUUGACUGAGGGAGCUCUCUGUCAGCAUGACCUGAUCCGAGUGAUCUACAGCGGUCUCCACCCGCAGAGAGAGACCUUCACUGCCCAGAACAGGUUUGAGGUGUUGUGUUUCCUGAUGUUGUGUUAUAAUUCAGUGGUGGUCUACAUGCCCCCCUCUUCAUACCAGGCCGUCUGCAGAAUGAGCUCACGGCUGUGUGUGUGCGGGUUUCCUCGGCAGCAGAUGAAGGCGUGGACGGCUCCCUGCAUACGUGUGGUGUUGGACCCAGAGUUCAUGGUACAAAUGCUUACUGCUGUCUAUCAUGCCAUAUAUAACGGGGAGUGGGAGGCCGGGAGAGAGGCUCUGGAUGACAUCCUGUACCGAGCUCAGCUGGAGCUGUAUUCUGAGCCGCUGCUGCUGGGCAAUGCCAUGAAGAGCUCUCUGCCUGCCAGCGCUCCGGACGGAUCCCAGGGGAAGAAGAUCCUGCAGCUGGAGGUGACUCCCACCAUCAGGCGGAUUUCCCACUGCGCCAUCACAGCCGCGUCCAUCCGCAGACUGCGCUGGAAGAGAGAGGAUCCAGAUCAGUUUAGCCGAGAGGAAGAGUCCGUCGCCCUGAACGAUCCAGAUGAGGGCUUCUCGUCCGGAGCGUCCAAUAGCAGCCAGCCUAGCGGUUUCCGUGGGAACACAGUGCCAGGUGUGGCCGGCCAAGGGAGCAGCUGUAAGAAGAGCCGCAUGUCCACAGAGAAACACUCGGACAGUCGGAGGAGAGCCCACGCGUGUCCGGCCGCGGUGAGCGGCAGCACCUCCUGCACGACUCUGGACCGCCGGCCGGCCGGGUGUGACGCGGGCUCGACUCGGGCCGCCGAACUGAGCUCUGGUGCUGACGCUCGCAGGUACUCCAAGCUCAGCCUGCAGGAGCAGCAUCUGCCAGAGACGGAGCUGCUGUCUCCCAAACAGUCCCGGUCGCCCAGCUUCAACAUGCAGAUCAUUUCACAGGUGUAGAUCUCCAGCUCCGCCGUCACUUCCUAAAACUAUCAUUUACCCUAAAAAUGGGAAUUGUUACUAUUUACUCAGCCUCUCUUCGUUCCACACCUGUGUUGUUUUCUUUUUUCCAUGAAACAUAAAAGGAAUGUGGCUGGCCGUUCAGGUCACAUGGCUCAACAUGAUUCAUGUGAAAACAUGACCUGGGAAAAGGGGAGAAGUGUGUAUGAAAAAUGGCUUACGUCUGGGGCUGUUUCUCACACAGAGGUACAAACACAUAGUCUCCGGUCACGUACAGUACUUCCCUGGUGCUCUUUGGAAGGGAAAGGGAGUCAUGCAGGAUUGGAGUGACACGAGUAAAUGAUCUUUUUCAUUGUUGGCUGAACUAAUGGUGCAUCACCUGUAGUCAAUCAGUAGAAAUAUGUUGUUUUUAUCGCUUCUGUUAGUCUCUGAGGCCGUGAUGCUCGGCCAUUAUCUGUGCAAUAUAUUUAAUGUGUUUGUGUUCAAAAGAGCAACAGACGCGUCCAUCUUAGUUUUCUGACCCGUGCACUGGAACAUGGUCAGCUCAGGUGUGGGUCAUUCCCAGCUCCCACAUCCCUCUCCCGAGGGAAACGGAACGCAGCGUAAUCCAGAUCCCAGCGCUCCAGACGGGAACGUGAAGUGUGGAUUCUGAGAUGACAAUCAGCAAUAACUUAUCCACGAUCAUCCCAAAGAUCUGAAUGUGUUGCUGUAGUGUCCCAUACUCUUAUUUGGGUUAUUUUCUUCAUAAGCAGUUGUUAUGUCACUGUUUUGAAAUACUUUCCAUAGAAUUCCAUUCCAAAAAAUGUUUGAUACAAACCUGUAUUUUAUUUUUCAUAUUCCUCACAAGCUUGAUUUAUUAAUUAGUUCAUGUAUUUAAGCAUCGAUGGCCUACAGAUUCUGAUCUUUCAUGUUUGUUCUCCAGAGAUUUGGACCUAAAUCAGGGAACAGUCAACAUAUUAUGAGAUUUAACUGUGUGUGAAUUAUGUAAAAUACUGUACUGUCUGAUCAUUCAGUCAGAAGGCAACAUCCUGUAUAUGUGGGCGGUUGGUGGUGUAUUUUAUCCAAACCCAUUUCUGAAAAGUUUCAGUGCGGUUCAUCAUCAUGGAUGCCCGUUCAUCUGCGGUCAGCAGCACAAUCGCAUCACUGUCUUCAUGGAGAUGGUCUGCAGGUCAGGCUGUUCUGGGACUGAGCUCCAGUGAAAUCAGACGUGAUCUUUGUUUCUGGCCACACAGGCCUGUCACAUGAUUAAAGAUCAGGGUGUCACAAAGAGAGAAGAACCUCUGGCAAAACACCAAUGUAACCAACAGAACCUGUCGUGUGCUGCUGUUGUGUGUUGUGAUGUGAAUUAUAUCUGCUGUAUCUGUCUGCCGACUCUCUCUCUGGUCAUGUGUGUGUGUGUGUGUGUGAGAGAGCGUCACAGCUCGAGCUCCACUGCAUUCAUGAUGGUUUUCUCUGUUUUUUUGCUUUGUUUCAGCUUACACACACACACACACAGCUGUAAUGUGUCUGUUAAUGUCAGCAUGGCAUAUAACUCAUGUCUCAUUUCGAUAUGUCUCCGGUGUGUAAUCAAACUCCCAACACUGAGUUCCCACUUCCCAUACCAAUGCUAAAAAAGAACAUGUGAGAUUAAACUGUGAAUAAAGUCAUGUGUCAGCGCUAA
Messenger RNA from Megalobrama amblycephala (Wuchang bream), 3402 nucleotides. RefSeq names its product family with sequence similarity 126 member B (gene hycc2). Gene Ontology annotation, biological process: protein localization to plasma membrane; phosphatidylinositol phosphate biosynthetic process. The transcript has 13 exons. Bases 342 to 1742 code for a protein of 466 amino acids. Gene Ontology annotation, cellular component: plasma membrane. The record is from RefSeq and is a predicted model, not a curated record. Lineage: Eukaryota; Metazoa; Chordata; Actinopteri; Cypriniformes; Xenocyprididae.